Aspergillus alliaceus is the source of this 2448-nucleotide messenger RNA. Its product is annotated as RNA lariat debranching enzyme. Gene Ontology annotation, cellular component: nucleus. The record is from RefSeq and is a predicted model, not a curated record. Bases 224 to 2341 code for a protein of 705 amino acids. Gene Ontology annotation, biological process: mRNA splicing, via spliceosome. Gene Ontology annotation, molecular function: RNA lariat debranching enzyme activity. Lineage: Eukaryota; Fungi; Ascomycota; Eurotiomycetes; Eurotiales; Aspergillaceae. The transcript is spliced from 5 exons.
CACAAUCACCCUCAUUUUACUUCGUUUCAUUUUCUUUUCUUUCCCUCAUCUUUGUUUUUCUUUACUUUUGUAGUGUUUAUUCACGAGUGGAAGUAUGCGAACGAAACAUACAUCUCUCAUCGUGUACUGAGAUUCAGUUCAUUUCCUACCUAGUCCAACUUGGGAAAUUGCUUCUUUCAGCGCUACGUCUUCGCCUUCCAACUCGCACCCGCGCCGUAACACAAUGGCGUCGACGUCGGGCCCUGCAUCUAUCCGGGUUGCUUUCGAAGGCUGUGGACAUGGUUGUCUGAAUGACAUUUAUGCUUCGGUGGAAAAGGCCGCGACGCUGAAAGGCUGGGAUGGCGUUGAUCUUUUGGUCAUCGGUGGAGAUUUCCAAGCUGUGAGAAAUUCAUAUGAUAUGGCUUGUAUGUCUGUUCCGCAAAAGUACAAAGAGCUGGGAGACUUCCAUGAGUACUACAGUGGUAAGCGCAAAGCUCCUUAUUUGACUAUUUUUAUCGGUGGCAAUCAUGAGGCUGGGAAUCACUUAUUUGAGCUUUACUACGGUGGAUGGGUGGCUCCUAAUAUCUACUACAUGGGAGCGGCCAAUGUCAUUCGUUGCGGUCCUUUACGUAUUGCGGGCAUAUCUGGCAUCUGGAAAUCAUAUGAUUACAGAAAACCGCACUCCGAACGGCUCCCAUACAACCGAGACGAUAUUCAGUCUAUCUAUUAUGUGAGAGAGCUGGAUAUCCGCAAGUUACUCCAGAUUCGCACUCAGGUCGACCUGGGCAUUUCACAUGACUGGCCAAAACAAAUUGAACUUUACGGUGAUUAUGACACGCUAUUCAGAAUUAAGAGAGGAUUCCGACAGGAUUCGGAGACUGGGAAAUUAGGAAACGUGGCCGCGAAAUAUGUUCUUGAUCGUCUGCGCCCGGCAUACUGGUUCUCUGCCCACUUGCAUGUAAAAUUCGCUGCUUGUCUUGAGCAUGGUGACUAUAUUGUCCCGGAGCAUCCAGGGGCGAAACGGCAGGUACCUACUCCUCAAGAAAUCACAGUCCAGUCUCAAAUUGCUCCAAAUAAGUUUGGGUUUGAUGGUGCCCUCGUCACAUCGCUGCUUGCUGAAGAAGACCACGCAAGCAAUCAGGUUUUGCCGGCGCACGAGACCCUGAGUAGAGCUAGCCCAGCUCAUGUUUUUCACAGCGAGAGCAUUGUGAAAGGCGUUGAUAUGCAGCAGCCCACUCCGCCCCAAGAUGGUCUCGGAGACACCCAAAGUAAGCUGUCGGCAUGGAAUAACUUUCACACAGUUGCUGCUAAGAACGAAGCCAUCGAAAAUUCCCGCUAUUUAGCGGAAGAACAUCGAAAUUUACCAGAAAUCCAACAUAACGUGACCUGGAGAAAGAUUGACAUCGGCGAGGAUGGAGUUGGUCGAAAGCUCACCGGCAUUGAGAGGGCUGUCUGUGCUGACGACACAGCUGUGAAUAAAAAGCAAAACGAUUCUUGUGAAGAGGCCGGUGCAGAUGCUGCCCCCGCAGCAAAGUUCUCGGCUAUGGGUCAAUCCUCCCUACCAGCUAGUCUCACUACGACUGCUAUUGAUGAUAGCGCCAAAUCUCCAGAAGGUGUUGAAACAAUCACGGCUGAGGUUCCUGAGAAUAUUCGAAACCAACUCCCUGCUAGCUUUGCACGGCCCAAGCCAGAUUCUUUCCCAGUGAAUGGCCCUCUGCCAGAGGCUAUCUGCAACAAAACUACGCGAUUCCUUGCUUUGGAUAAAUGUCUUCCGAAUCGUGAAUUUCUCCAACUAAUGGAAUUCAACGUUAUCUCAGACCUAGAAGGUGCUCAGUACGAGCGUCCUUAUCGCUUGCAGUAUGAUCGGGAAUGGCUUGCUAUCACACGUGUCUUCGCAAACGACCUUCAGCUAGGCGAUCCAACUGCUAAACCUCCUGCUGAUAAAGGUGACACUGUUUACGGCCCGCAAAUUGCGGAGGAAGAGAAAUGGAUAGAGGAACAUGUCGGAAAGACUGGAAAAAUGACCAUCCCUGAGAACUUUGUCCCAACUGCUCCACCUUACGAUCCCGCUGUCCCUAUCAUCACAGAAGAGAUGCCGCCCGAAUACAAUAACCCUCAAACCGCCCAGUUUUGCGAGCUAAUUGGUAUCGAAAACAAGUUCCAUCUUAGCGAUGAAGAACGAGAGGCCCGCAUGGCUGCUGGUCCGCGACCAAAUGAGCCUAGACAAAACUUCUUUCGGCAACCUCGUGAUGGCGGCUAUGGGCCUGGACGUGGUAGAGGCGGCGCUAGAGGUGGAGGUGGUAGGGGUGGAGGCCGUGGCCGUGGCCGGGGACGCGGACGCGGACGCGGAGGACAUCGUUGAUUGUUCAUCUGUGAGAUUUUUAAAAUCUUCCUGUAAUGUUUUCGUGACUAUUCGCAGGAAUGUUUCUCAUUGAGCAUAUAACCAACAUCUCCACUGAUACCAAUUGU